Messenger RNA from Aspergillus aculeatinus CBS 121060, 492 nucleotides. Its product is annotated as V-type proton ATPase 16 kDa proteolipid subunit. The transcript is spliced from 6 exons. Gene Ontology annotation, biological process: proton transmembrane transport. The record is from RefSeq and is a predicted model, not a curated record. NCBI's taxonomy places the organism in Eukaryota, Fungi, Ascomycota, Eurotiomycetes, Eurotiales, Aspergillaceae. Gene Ontology annotation, cellular component: proton-transporting V-type ATPase, V0 domain. Gene Ontology annotation, molecular function: proton-transporting ATPase activity, rotational mechanism. Bases 1 to 492 code for a protein of 163 amino acids.
AUGCCAUCGGAAUUCUGCCCCACCUACGCACCGUUCUUCGGGGCCCUGGGAUGCACCAGUGCCAUCGUCUUCACUGCCUGUGGGGCAGCUUACGGAACGGCGAAGGCUGGAGUCGGCGUUUGCUCCUCGGGAGUCCUCCGUCCUGACUUGAUAGUGAAGAACAUCGUGCCCAUCGUCAUGGCUGGUAUCCUCGGGAUCUACGGCUUGGUGGUUUCAGUCCUGAUCGCGAACAACCUCUCCCAAGAAGUGGCUCUCUACACCAGUCUGCUCCAAAUGGGUGCUGGCCUUGCGGUCGGGCUGUGUGGAUUAGCCGCAGGGUUUGCGAUUGGGAUUGUCGGGGACGCGGGAGUAAGAGGUACAGCCCAGCAGCCGCGACUUUACGUUGGCAUGAUCCUGAUUCUGAUCUUCGCCGAGGUCUUGGGCCUGUAUGGUUUGAUUGUCGCUCUGUUGAUGAACUCCCGCGCGAGCGUUACGGACUUCAAAUGCAGCUGA